GCUGGCUAGCAAGAAGCAUGCAAGAGCAAGGAAGAACAUGAAAUCUGUGAUGGCACAGCGGAAGCAGGCAAGAAGAAACCAGGCAGGUCAUGAGCAAGUCUGCGAGGCGAAUCUCCCCCCGAGGAUUAAGAAACCCUCUCCAACCAAGUGGAGUAAAUGGGAGUUGCUGGCUAUCAUUGGCUCCAUCUUUCUUCUUCUUUACAUCAUGCUGUGUUAUGAGAACUUUCAUUUCCAUGUGGCCCAUAUGUAUGCUCACCUUGGGUACCCAAAUGCACAGCACAUUGUAGGACAGAGAUACCUGAAAGGAGCUGGUGUUGAAAAGAACGAAGAGAAAGCCAUGCAGUGGUUCAGACAAGCGGCAGAGAAAGGCCACCCACACUCCUCUUUUAACUUGGCUGUGGGAAAGCUGAAGAAUAUGACUGCUAUGCUUGAAGAAGGGGAUGUGGAAAAACUCCUGGAUGUGGCUGCUGGUCAUGGGCUCCAAGAAGCCCAGAAUCUUCUGGAGAACAUCAGGAAUCGACAUCUACCUUGAGAGACCAGGGCUAUAGAGGGUGCAUAGCCUCCAAGCAUAUUUGCUUGCUUUUGUCCUUCUGUAUUUCUGUUACUUGGUUUUGGAAACACGAUUUCUGCCUUAUACUUGGCAGAGUUAAUUGGCAUGAUUUACCAUAUGGUGCAGGAAGUAACGCAAUUAUAUCCAGCCGUAUCUCCAUUCAUGACAAUAUGAUGCACCAAACAUCGGUAUUAAAGACAGACCUCCACAUUGGCUUAGGAUUUAAGACCGCUGUUUGAGCAAUAGAACUUAUUUAUGCAUUGCAAUAGUUGGCUGUGACAGGAGUAAACAUGGUGUAUCUUUACCAUGCAAUCUAUAAUGGAAAUUACCUCCAUUUAGCAUUCACUAUGGCUUAACAGCUGCACUUUCACAAUACAUGAAACUAAUUACAUUGAACAGAGGCUGCCUCCAUGGUAUCCUCAUUUUCAAGCUACCAAGGGAAUAAUUAUAUUGAACAGAAGGCACAGUUCCUAGCCCUAGAUCUAUGAAAU
Messenger RNA from Elgaria multicarinata webbii, 1041 nucleotides. RefSeq names its product sel1-repeat-containing protein YbeT-like. Gene Ontology annotation, molecular function: protein binding. The transcript is spliced from 5 exons. The coding region runs from base 38 to 532 and encodes 164 amino acids. NCBI's taxonomy places the organism in Eukaryota, Metazoa, Chordata, Lepidosauria, Squamata, Anguidae. The record is from RefSeq and is a predicted model, not a curated record.